GGGGGGAAGGGAAAAUCCACAGCCUGGGUGCGAGGAAACAAUCCCAAGAAUGUUAUACAGCAUGACGAUGGGAAAAAAAUAUAUCCCUGGGAAGCCUGCAGAAAGGGAGGGGUUAACGUGUUUCAACGCCCUGGAAAGCCUCCUCCUGUCCCUCCCCCAUCUCUCCCCAAAUCGCCAAGGAAUUGCACAAAAGUGGGAAAAUAAAAAAAAAAGUGCUGAUUUUUUUUUUUUUAAUAUACUUUGGGUAAUCGGAACAAACAAAGUUCUUUGCUCUCCCCUAAAGGAGGCGCCUUUGAUGAGAGUAAAAUAAACUGCAGCUGGGACCUCUGUGUGAAGCAGGAAUUAGCUGGGCUGUGCGCGUCUGUCUCGCGUGCUGCCUCUGUGGUGCUUGGCUGCUGCUUUUUUGGAUACCCGGUCCUUUUGACACUUUCUCAAAGGAAAGCAUUUGGUGGCCUUUCCCCACCCCCCCGCCCCUUCCCUGCUCUCCCUCUUGAGUGGAAGAAUGAUUCCUGAAAUCCAAGACGUUUGCUCUUUCCUGGGAUUUUUGCUCCUUUUUAUUGCCUCUGAGGUUGAAGCCAGAGCUCGUCCAGGUAUGUUCUGUGACUUUAGCGGCAAGAAGUACAGUCCAGGAGAGAGCUGGCAUCCUUACCUGGAGCCUCAAGGGCUGAUGUACUGCAUCCGAUGCACCUGCUCGGAGAGCAUAAGCGUGAGCUGCUACCGGAUCCAGUGCCCGGCCGUGCAUUGCGUCAACCCCGUCACCGAGCCCCAGCAGUGCUGCCCACGCUGCGCCGAGCCGCACACGCCGUCUGGCCUCCGAGCGCCUGUGAAGUCUUGCCAAUACAACGGGACGACCUACCAACAAGGGGAGAUGUUUACCACCAGUGAACUCUUCCCUUCUCGGCAGCCCCAUCAGUGCGUCCAGUGCAGCUGCUCCGAAGGCCAGAUUUACUGCGGCUUGGUGACAUGCCCUGAGCUGCUGUGCUCCUCUCCCCUCGCCGUGCCAGACUCCUGCUGCCAAGUCUGCAAAGAUGGUUCCUAUGAGAAAUCCACCGAAGAGGAGCCCCUGCAAUUAAACAGAGGUGUUAGACAUUCCCAAGAGCAGUGCUCCGGUGAAAUGGCCAGCCGGAGGUCAGGUCACCGGGGGGUGACUCCAUCCCCUAUCAUGAGUUCCUCGCUGGAGUUCAUCCCCCGGGGCUUCAAGCCGAAAGGGGCAGGUGGCACCACAGUCCAAAUCGUCUUGAAAGAAAAGCAUAAGAAAGCUUGCGUUUACAACGGGAAGACCUACUCCCACGGAGAGGUGUGGCACCCUGUCUUCCGAUUGUACGGCACCCUGCCAUGCAUCCUGUGCACAUGCAAAGAUGGGGUCCAGGACUGCCAGAAGAUCACAUGUCCCAAGGAAUAUCCCUGUGAAUAUCCAGAGAAAGUAGAAGGGAAGUGCUGCAAAGUAUGCUCAGAGGCCAGAGUCAAGCCCACUGAUGAAAUAAGCACCCCCAAAUGUACCAAGCAUCUGAACAGGGUUUUGGUCUACAUGUUUGUGCCCCCCAGCUCGGAGAACCCCAAGGAGCUCCUGCGGAAGAUUGCCAUUGAGAAAGAAGCUUCCGAUGAAGUGGAAAUUUACAACUGGAAACUGGUAAAAGGGAUAUUUCACUUGAUACAGAUCAAGAAGAUUAGGAAACAGGAGUUCAAGCAAGAAGCAAAGAACUACAGGCUGAUCACCAGAACGAAUGAAGGUCACUGGAACAUCUUCAGAGCCCAAACAUCAGAACUUAAGAUGACAGAAAGUCCAGAGAAAGAAACAAAGAACUUGUGAAGAAAAAAAUUAUAUAAAUAUAUGAAAAAAUGCAUUAUUAAAUAAACUGGCACAGCAAUAAAAGGAAAAAAAAAAAGACUAAUGUAAAUUAAAAACUCAAGCAACCAAACCAAACCAGCGACAACAGAUCUGAGUGUGAAAUACAGCUACAACCAUGGAGGCGACAGCCUUGGGAGUGCUCCAACAGAUGAGCAGGGGGUCAACCUACUUUCUUCUGCUUCUCCGAGAUUUCAGGUGUGUGAAGAAAGGCAAAGUGGGCAGGAGAGAUGCCUGGAAGGCCUGGUUCACUGCGAAGGAAGAAAACGCAACCCCCCGUCUCCAGCUGCUGGUACCUCUCGAGAGCGUCAUGAGCUGAUGAUGAAACAGUAUGGGAAUCUCCUUCCUUCCACCAUGACCAGCUUAGAGGGAACCUGCAAAGAAAGAAAAUGCCCUGUUUUCUUCCUUGGCAUUUUUGUGAUGUACAACCUUCCCCUACCACCACUCCCACCUCAUCAAACAAUAUUAUUUAGGGCUAUCAGGGCUUCAUUUCUCUGUUGUAGCUGGAAGGUUUCCUGGAGGACUUGAGACCCAGUGUUGUUCUUAUCCCAUCAAACACCCAAGCCAAGGUUCAGCCUGGUUCUCAGCACACACAAAACGUGAGUCCUCUGAGGAGUGCUGCUACCUUUUCUGGACUGAACUAUCUUUAUUCUUGAAGUCAGGCGCGUGCUCUGGAACCUGGCCGAAUCAGAGCCCUGAACAAGGCGCUAAAAGGAAAGAGGAUGCUUAGUUCAAUUAUUUGCGAUGACUUGUAUUGGGUUUCUUUUACUUACGACCUGUUUAAUCCAAACUCCUGACCAGCAGCAGGAAAUAAGGUUCUCUUUGUGAAAGACUCAGAUCUCCUUCUCACUCAUUGGGCAUGUCUACAUAUGCAUUUAUGCUGGCUUCAAUUGGCUGCACAAUAAGUUACUGCGCAUUAAGUGGGAAUAGGCUGGUGUCUACACGCACAGGCGUUAAAGUGCAUUAAUGCUGUGUGUGGACUGACCUGGGACUAAAGUUAGGCCCCAGUUAGUCCCAAGUCAGUCCCAGGUCCCAAGUCAGUCCACACACAGAGUGUUACUGCGCAGUAAGGUAUUUAUACAUGCAUUAGUGUGCAGUAACUAAUUGAGCAUAAACAUGAUACAGGUAUCAAAUUUACGCUCAAGUCGGCAUAAGUUGCCAUAUUUACUGCACAGUACGGGCAUGCACAUGCAGAUGUGCACCCAUACUACACAGUAGUUUUGGUUACUGCGCAGUAAAUGCGUACAUAUAGACAUGCCCAUUCAGACACAGGCCAGAUCCAUUCUGAGUGUUGUUCUCGAUGGUCAUAUCUACACGAUAAACUCACUGUGAUCCAUUGUGCGACUCUAGGUAGGUAGUAGUCAACAGCCGUUGAUCCCUGUGGAUCAUGGUGUAUGUGUGAACGGUCACCAGGACCUUCAAUGCAGAUACCUAGGGAAGAGUACUGAGGAGUGGAGGCUGCCCAUGAGGCUGCUAAUUCAUUAAGCAUGCUAAUUAACUUGACUGGUGCCCUUGUGUGGACACAGCUACAUCCCUUCUGGCCUAGGAAUCAAGCUGCCUAUAGCAAUGCCACUGCUGGGGCGCGUGGUGAGGUUUACCUUGCCGAUCUAAAUGGGCUUCCAGCAAAAACAGGGGAGACCAGGUUUGAUAUUCCAGAUACUCUAAGACAGAAAAGGAGCAAAACAAAAAGAUUUCUGUGAAUUAAACAAGUGGGGGAACAUGGUUACGUUUCCUCUGUGCCUUACACCCCAUGGCUUCAAGAGCACAAAUAGAGCAGAGCCAACAGGAGGAGUUGGGGGAUGGAUUUCCUCUUUGCAGAUCAUUUUAAAUGAACUUUCCUAUGAGGUGUGCUCAUGGGCAGCUUCAGGCUCUAAAAAUUGCCCGCUAAAUCCAGAGCUGAGAGCGGUGAAUGAUGUAGAAGGGUCUAAUUCUUCCCUGGUGUAAUUCCAUUGCCUUCAAUGGACUUACCCAGGGUUGAAUUUGAUUUACUUUUUUAACCCCCAGUGUUUUUCUCUCUGCUAAUUGUUCUUGCUUGCCCCCUGGGCUGGUGCGGCACUUCCUUUCAGCUUUAAGAAAUCUAGGAAAUACCCUGCCGCUUGCCUUCCCACAUGGACUUCACCUAGGUGAAGCUCAGCUAGCAAAUGGAUGAUGCCUCUUCCCUUACACACCUGCUGCUCCUAUCAUCAGACAAGAGUAUUUCCCUACCCCAGGAACCUUGCCAAGCCUAGUAAUCAAUUAUGAUCAUUCCUUCUAUCCACAGUCUCACCAUGCGUCCCCUUUCAGGAUACCCGAAGCAUGUGAUGCACGGUGAGAGGCUUAUAUUCUGCUCUCAGUUGCUUUCAUAUAGAUCCAGAAGGAACCUAUUGAAGUCAAUGGGCCCGGUGUAUGCUUGAGAGGAGAAUCAGGACCAUAGACUGAGAAACACUUUUCUGUGGUGAGUCAAGAGGCAAAAUGAAUGUCAUGCAAAAUCCCAUGGCAUUGCAGAGCCAAGGGUAGCAGAAACUGCUCGCUGAGGGCCAUACCCACUAGAGUGGACCUUAACCAGUGAGCAGCCAGAUGGCCAUAUUAGUAAAGCUGGUACAAAUCCAGAAUGGUUAUAUUGGCAGCCUUGCAGGGAUCUGGGCCUGGUCUAUAUAGAGUGAAUUUGGCAGGGUACCAAAGCCCAUUUGGAUCCUGAUCAGGCUGAAAAGAUGCAGUGAGUCAUGGGGGAGGCCACGUACCAAAGGUGGGACUCACUCUUGAUAGACCUUACACAAUAGCCUCCCCACUCUCUUGUCUCCCUUACAGGGAUUAGUUUUCAGCUACUUGGGUUUUAUGGAGGUUGAGUUUUCUGGAACCUCUUUAGUCCGCUUGACUUUCCAACCAGAUGUUUAACAGAGGUUGCUGUCCUCCAAGCAAGACACCAUUUUCAGACACAGGUGCUGAGCACUGGGCACUCAAGUCAUAGUCAUGUACCUGAAAAAGGGAUCUGAUUUUCAGGGGUCCCAAGGGCCUGUCGUCAGUGUUGGCAGGCAGGCACCUGGGUCAGUCGGUGGUGUCUGCAGAUGGGUCUGCACUGCCUCUUAGAAAUGCUGCUGGGAAAUACUCCCCCAGCACCCUUCCACUCAGCACCCAGCAGCACCUGGAAAUCAGGCAGGGUAGCUAGAUGGGUAUGGAGUGAGCCUGUCCUAGGCGUGCUUCUUGGAGUGUGCUGGGGGCCACACACACAGGCCUGCAUCUCCACAGCACUCCUGGGCUCCCUGUCAAGCCAACAUGUCUUUAGUCAUCAAAGCCAUGCUUGUGCAGUUCUGUUCCUCCCUUCAGAUCCUGGGGGAUCCACUUCAGAGGCUCCAAAGUGGAUCAUAAAUCCCCUUGGGCUGUCUUGAGGUGUCACGCAAUCAGAGUCUCCUCCUGAUGAUCCAUCAUGUGAAACACGGGGGAGUCCUGAGACGCAUCUGACCCUUUGGUGCGGUAGCUGAGGGCUUUUGCUGGGAACCAGCAUCCCCGCCUGAGUGUAUUGCUUUACCUGGCACCCAGCCUCAGCAGUAGCCCCCAGGGAUGACCCUCGGGACCACAUGGGCGGCUGCUGGCAAUGCCUCAGUCCUCUCCGUAAUUGCAUGGAGAGCCUGGGUGGUCCCAAGACUCCGGGCCUGAGGACGGUGGCCCACCAUAAUGCAAUUAUGCAGUUGUACUUUGGCUGCGGGAUUUUACACCUGCACUUCCCACCCUCUCUGCUGCCCAUCCCAAGGGGACAGAAACUCCCUGCUGCUCCAUCUUCCUUCUGAGGACCAGCCAGGGAGCAUUACAGGAGAUAACUUGGCCCACGGGGAAAUCUUUCAGAAGCAGGUGCCCCCAGCGUGCCCUGCCCGGCGGGUGUUACAGAAGGUGGACCCCAUCCGCACCCUCCCCAGGUGCAGCAAAACCCUGCUGAUGACCCCCCCCCCAAGAACAAGUCUCAUUUGUUCCUUGAUCCAGGGCGAUCCAAGCCGAUACUAUGGUUGUACUUACUUUCACUUGAAACUUGAUGUUAAUUUAUAUGGCAAUGAGGGGGCUGGUCCUGCUCCCAGUGAAACCAAUGGCAAAGCUCCCAUGGGUUUCAGUGGGGGUGGGACAGGGCCCUGCCAGUGGCACCGUGAAGCCUGGUGAAAUGCCACAGCGGCUCUCGGUGCCACGAAGUUUGGACAUUCCCCCUUGGCUUUUACUUUCAAGUCAACGACCUCUGCUUGGGAAGAAACAUUUCCUUGCUAACAUAGCCUGCAAAGAUAUAGCCUCUGGAGCUAGCAGCUCUCUGGCUCCGAGAGCCUAACCAGUGCACUAAAGGUAGCUAUUUAGCACAUUAUUAUCCUGCAUUUAUAUAUCUUACAUAAUAUCAACGGUACUAUAUUCACAGGAGGGAGUAUCUCCCAAAGGGAAAACAGAACCAUUUCUUCUAAGUUCAUAAGAGGAGGGUGUGCUGUAGCACCGGCAUUUACACUGACUGGAAAGAGCUUUGGGGGAUUUUCAGAUUGUGCGGUAUAUGUAUUUAUCCCUGUUUUUGGUUUUGAUAAAUCUAUUUAUUUGGAGAUUCAUAUCUGUCUGAUUAAAGUGUUUUCUCAACCUG
This is a messenger RNA of Alligator mississippiensis (American alligator), 6425 nucleotides long. RefSeq names its product chordin like 2 (gene CHRDL2). Bases 503 to 1810 code for a protein of 435 amino acids. The transcript is spliced from 11 exons. NCBI's taxonomy places the organism in Eukaryota, Metazoa, Chordata, Crocodylia, Alligatoridae. The record is from RefSeq and is a predicted model, not a curated record. Gene Ontology annotation, molecular function: protein binding.